AUGGGGGCUUAUCUGUCGCGUCCGAAAACAGAGAAGGAGACGACUUCCGGGGCAAAUUCUUAUCUUUCCUAUGGAGCUGCUUCAAUGCAAGGCUGGCGAAGAUUUCAGGAGGAUGCUCACAACUGUCUGUUGGAAUUUGAUCCGAAACGCAAAGCUGCCUACUUUGCGGUUUACGACGGACAUGGUGGUGCUGAAGUGGCCAAGUACUGCGCAGCCCACCUGCCUGACUUCCUUCGGGAACAGUCUGUCUAUAGUGAAGAACCCGUUAAUCCAACCGCCCUACUUAAAAAUACAUUUGUCGACUUCGACUGCACCCUUGUCUCUCCAGAGGUGAGCUGCUUUUGCUAUACUUCUCUCAACCCUCACUCUGUUCUCAAGGAUGCUCUGUUUUGUCCUAUUGCCCUACUAUCUACCAUUGGGUACAAAAACGUUGGAUUAUUGGUGGAAAUUCACAGAGAUAAGGUUAAGAUCCUGAAGUCUCUUUAUGUCACGAUUGGCCUUGCGCAAGCCGGGCAGUCCUCAGGCAGAGCCCGUCUUUCCGAGGUCAAAUCGAAACUGUGGAGUAUAAUGAAUUCCGAGGGUGAGGGAGCCGAACCCGCAGAACGGGCGGAAGGACCCGAGGAGGAUGGAGAUGACGAUGAUGAUGAUGAUGAGGUCCCAGAAGGCCUGGAAGAGGUCGCCGCACUGCACGACGAGGCCAGCAAACCCAUUGAGUAUGUUCUCAAACAAUACGGUGAGGUCAGUAACGUCAGUAGCUUCCUCAAGUCCCUUCUAAGCAGUUUCAAGUCGAAGGGAGACAAAAACGAGGCCAGUGGAUCAAGCAGCGCCGAACAACCCGACGGACAGCCCUCUUCGACCGCGGCGGACGCAGAAACUGCAAAGGAAGAGAAGGCUUCCUCGGAAGUUGCCGAGGAGGACAACGAUCCUACGAGAAAAAUCUCAACUGCAUCCAGUCUUAACGAAUUUUCCACUAGGCCUAUGCUAGUGGAUGAGGACGAGGUUGAAGUCAUUGUGUCCGGCCCAAGUUCUUCUAAGGCUUCUAAGUCAAAAGCGGCGGCCAAAGUGCCGGUCCCUACCGUAAAGGAGGCUGAAAAUGAAGAGGACGAUGAUGACAAUGAUCGAGACUACCAGGUUGGAGAUGAGGAGGAGGAAGAAGACGAUGCUGCUGCGGAAGAUGAUGAUGAAGAAGUGGAAGGCGGCGAGGAUGAUGAUGACGAGGAGGAGGAUGAAGAGGAAUCGGGUGAAGACGAGUACGAGGAUGAAGACGAGGAGGAUGACUAUACACCCAGUCACUUCUUCGCACCCAAACCGGUGGCGUACAACGAGCCGGGUGUGGACAGCGGUACCACUGCCUGUGUGGCCUUCCUCCUGCCUGAGCUG
Molecule: messenger RNA, 1380 nt
Organism: Dibothriocephalus latus
Lineage: Eukaryota; Metazoa; Platyhelminthes; Cestoda; Diphyllobothriidea; Diphyllobothriidae
Source: the annotation of a GenBank genome assembly